AUGUCGGUCAGCAUCCAGACUCUGAGGCCGGGUAAUGGAGCGAACUUCCCGGCAGCUGGAGAUCGCGUCAAGAUACACUACACUGGCACGCUUCAGGAUGGCCGCAAGUUUGACUCCAGCAAAGAUAGAAAUGAGCCCUUCAUCACUCAGAUCGGUGUCGGAAAAGUCAUUCGCGGCUGGGACGAAGGCGUCGUACAACUGUCCCUGGGCACGAAAGCUAUAUUGACGGUUCCACCAGAACUCGGAUACGGUUCGCGGGGAUUCCCGCCGCUCAUACCGCCAAAUGCCACGUUGAUAUUCGAGAUCGAGCUACUUCAGAUAAACUAA
Molecule: messenger RNA, 327 nt
Organism: Peniophora sp. CBMAI 1063
Lineage: Eukaryota; Fungi; Basidiomycota; Agaricomycetes; Russulales; Peniophoraceae
Source: the annotation of a GenBank genome assembly